AUGGAUGUUGUGCAAUUAAUAAAUAGUGUAUAUCACAGAAGGGCUAUAUGGGAUCAGAGUCAUCCAGAUCAUCGCAACCGAUACGUGCUAGAUAAGUUAUGGGAGGAGGUAGCCAAUGAAUGCAAUAAUCAGUCGGUUAAGAAAGUUUCUGAGAAGUGGAAAAAUCUACGUGAUUAUUUCAGAAAAGAACUGAAGAAAAUACCUCUGCCCCGGUCUGGUGAUCCAGGCGAAGAGGCUCUUAAAAAGAGCUCCUGGCCUCAUUUCAAAAGUUUAUUGUUUCUGAGAGACCAGUUUCUGCCGAGAUCCAGUCAUAGCAACCUGUUGGAUCCCGACAAUGACACACAAGUUUCGACACCCUCUACGCAGAUGGAUGAAAAUGAUGGUGACUAUGACGAAGACGAAAUGGACGAAACGCAGGGUGUAGAAACGCAGGAAACAGAACCCGACCACACAGAAUCAGUCACUCCAAUUCAAAGCACACCAAAAGAACCACGAACUAUUCUAAAGAAUAGGGCCCGAAAACGGUCAAAUCAACUUGACGCUUUUCUUGAGAUAGAGAAGAAAAAACUACAAUAUUUAGAUGAGAAACGUGUCGCUGCAGACCGUGGCAGAGCCCUACCAGUCACAGAUGACGAUAAACUGUUUUUUGAUAGCCUUUUGCCCCACGUGGUGAAAAUUAGGCCUCAUCGAAAACUUCAGUUCCGCAAUGAAAUUCAAAAUUUGGUUCAGAAGUAUGCCUAUGAAGAGUACUCGAACAAUCAGUCCACCAUCAAUGUCAGUCAUUCUGUUAAUCAUAGCCCGACAUAUACAUCUCAACCACAAACAUCGUUUGCACAUUCAUCCCAUUUGUUGCAGGGGUUUAAUUACGCAGAUCAGUAA
Molecule: messenger RNA, 879 nt
Organism: Acanthoscelides obtectus
Lineage: Eukaryota; Metazoa; Arthropoda; Insecta; Coleoptera; Chrysomelidae
Source: the annotation of a GenBank genome assembly